Messenger RNA from Dinoponera quadriceps, 1222 nucleotides. RefSeq names its product circadian clock-controlled protein-like. Lineage: Eukaryota; Metazoa; Arthropoda; Insecta; Hymenoptera; Formicidae. The coding region runs from base 19 to 753 and encodes 244 amino acids. The record is from RefSeq and is a predicted model, not a curated record. The transcript is spliced from 5 exons.
GAUUUUUAACCAAGCAGGAUGUCGUUCUACGCGCUCGCCGUGCUCUGUGCCACCGCGCUCACGCUCGUCACAGCCGAGGAUCUCGAGUUUCCCGCGCAGACUUGCAAACAUGACGCGGAUGACUAUUCGUCCUGUUUGAGGCUCGCAAUGCAAGAAGCAUGGCCGAACAUUGUCACAGGUUUGCCGAAAUUCGACAUACCAGUAUUGGAUCCGUAUUUCACCGAGAAAGAAAGUACCACAUACGAGACCAGUGACAUACAUGCCGACAUCACGGUGAUGAACGUUAACACCUACGGACUUAGCAAGGCAAAAUUCUUAGCGGUGAGACCGAGUUACUCCGAUGACUACUUCAAAAUGGAAGUCGAUAUCGAUUUGCCGAAGGUGCUUAUCGAGGGUAAUUACGAAGCGCAUGGAUCGAUGGGAUCAUUCCAGAUUGGUGGCGAAGGUUUUUUCAAUAUCAGUAUGGAAGACAUCAAAUCCACGUGGACCAUGGAAGGAUCGGUAGCCAACGAUAGAUUGACCGUCGAACACUUUACUCUGAACCCUGAGGUCGGCAAAAUGCAAAUCUGGUUCAGUGAUUUGUUCAACGGCAACGAGGGCUUGAACCAAGCCGCCCUGGCGUUCGUGAAUCAAUACUGGCCGACAUUGUACCGAUCGAUGCUACCGUUCGUCGCGAAGAGCUGGGACGAACAUCUCACCGAGCUCAGCAAUCGUGUAUUCAUGAAAGUUUCCUUCUCGAAGCUAUUCCCUUGAAGUCCUCCAGGAGAGUCCUUUUUUCCAUGGCUUCUAUGGCAAGUACGUAGCGGUAGUCGAGGCUCGAUCGCGGACAAGAAGUAGGAAUCGCGAGUUAUUUAGGCGAAACUGCACGAAACUGGAGCGAAGAAACGCACGGAGCUUCCUCUUUCUCCUUCUCCUCUUCUUUCUCCUCCCCCUUUCUUAUUCAUGCGCCUCUGAACAUCUCCGAUGUGAUAAUUUUUCCAUUCUCCCUCGCUGUAUCGUGAUAGCAUUAUUUUACUUAUACCAGCAUGACGUCGACAUGCGUUUAAUUGAGUUUAGUGCAAUAGUGAUCGAGUUUACUGUAUGUAACUAUGUAAUGCGUAAAACUAGAUUACCUCUGGCUGGUCGUUACUGUCACUGUGUUAUCGUAACUGUUUAGUGAAGUUGUUUAUACGAGACACAGAUGUAACGGAAUUAUCGCGUGAAAUAUAAAGAGUACCAAAUA